This is a messenger RNA of Empidonax traillii (willow flycatcher), 521 nucleotides long. Its product is annotated as collagen alpha-1(II) chain-like. The transcript is spliced from 2 exons. The record is from RefSeq and is a predicted model, not a curated record. Gene Ontology annotation, molecular function: extracellular matrix structural constituent. Lineage: Eukaryota; Metazoa; Chordata; Aves; Passeriformes; Tyrannidae. The coding region runs from base 1 to 504 and encodes 167 amino acids.
AUGGGGUGUCUGCAGCCACCUGGGGAGGCAAAUUACGGGAGACCCCCCCCCCCAAAGCAGCCUUGUGGCAACACCCUCCGGGGCUCCAACGUCCCUCCUCCUCCCCCCCUCCAGUUCAGCUACGGUGACGAAGACCUGGCCCCCAACACGGCCAACAUCCAGAUGACCUUCCUGCGCCUCCUGUCCACCGAGGGCUCCCAGAACGUCACCUACCACUGCAAGAACAGCGUGGCCUACCUGGACGAGGACACGGGCAACCUGAAGAAAGCCCUGCUGAUCCAGGGCUCCAACGACGUGGAGAUCCGCGCCGAGGGCAACAGCAGGUUCACCUACAGCGUCCUGGAGGAUGGAUGCACGAAACACACCGGCAAGUGGGGCAAGACGGUCAUCGAGUACCGGUCGCAGAAGACCUCGCGCCUGCCCAUCGUGGACAUUGCACCUUUGGACAUUGGUGGAGCCGAGCAGGAGUUCGGCGUAGACAUUGGCCCAGUCUGCUUCUUGUAAAGGAACAACAAAAAACA